GUCAUGGACAGAGUAAAUUGGACCAGUGCUUCUGAAUUCCUCCUCCUGGGGCUCUCCGAGAAGCCCAUUCACCAGUCAUUGCUCUUCGGUCUAUUUCUGUGCAUAUACCUGGUCACAGUACUGCUGAUUGUCCUGGCUAUCACCUCCAAUACACGCCUCCACACUCCCAUGUAUUUCUUCCUUACCAACCUCUCUUUGACUGAUAUAGCCUCCAUCUCUACCACGGUUCCCAAGAUGCUAGAAAAUAUCUGGACUGAGAAUCAGACCAUCUCCUACAUUGAGUGCUUGAGCCAGCUUUAUUUCUCCAUUGUCUUUGUCACGGUGGAUAACUUCCUCUUGGUUACCAUGGCCUAUGACCGUUACGUGGCCAUCUGCCGGCCUCUCUACUAUGCCACUGCCAUGAGCCCAGGUCUUUGUGUUCUUCUGGCCACCAUGUCUUGGGGCCUCACUAACUUGGUUGCUUUGGUCCACAUUCUGUUGCUGGCCCAGCUGCAGUUCUGUAGGGGCAACACUGUCCCCCACUUCUUCUGUGACAUGCCCCUGCUGCUACAGCUGGCCUGCUCUGACACUCACCUCAACCAGCUCUUGAUCUUGGUUUUGGGAGGCUCUGCCAUCCUUCUCCCAUUCGUACUCAUCCUGGUGUCCUACGUUCACAUCAUCAAGGUCCCAGUGGCCAACAGCCGAUGGAAGGCUUUUUCCACCUGUGGCUCCCAUCUGACUGUAGUCACUCUGUUCUAUGGCACCACCAUUGGUGUUUACUUCCUUCCACCAUCAACACACUUUGUGGGGGGAGACAAAGCAGCUGCUGUGAUGUUCACUGUGGUAACUCCCAUGCUGAACCCUUUCAUUUACAGCCUUAGGAACCAGGACAUAAAGCAGUCUUUGGGGAAACUGAGGUUCCACAGGAGGCUGUUUUCCUUGGACAGGAAAUGCUUUGAGCUGGGCAACUGCAAAUUGGGGAGUGUGGCCAUCAUCAGGGGACAGCUUCUCUGA
Messenger RNA from Dromiciops gliroides (monito del monte), 993 nucleotides. Its product is annotated as olfactory receptor 1361-like. The record is from RefSeq and is a predicted model, not a curated record. Gene Ontology annotation, biological process: G protein-coupled receptor signaling pathway. Gene Ontology annotation, cellular component: membrane. NCBI's taxonomy places the organism in Eukaryota, Metazoa, Chordata, Mammalia, Microbiotheria, Microbiotheriidae. Gene Ontology annotation, molecular function: G protein-coupled receptor activity; olfactory receptor activity.